Henningerozyma blattae CBS 6284 is the source of this 243-nucleotide messenger RNA. RefSeq lists its product as uncharacterized. The record is from RefSeq and is a predicted model, not a curated record. Lineage: Eukaryota; Fungi; Ascomycota; Saccharomycetes; Saccharomycetales; Saccharomycetaceae. Bases 1 to 243 code for a protein of 80 amino acids. The transcript has a single exon.
AUGCAAUUCAAGAACGUCAUCGCCUUCGUUGCCGCCAUCGCUGCUGUUAACGCCGCUAACCGCACCUCUAACUCUACUGGUUCUUCCAACGGUACCGUUACUCCACCAGCUUCCAAUGGUUCUUUCAACGGUUCCAGCUCUGCUGUCACCACCAAGGUUUCCACUGGUGCCGCUCAAAUUAACACCUUGAACGCUGGUGUCUUUGGUGCCGCUGCUGCUGCUGUUGUUGCUUUCGCUUUAUAA